AUGCCCAGCUCUGCUGUCCUCGACGCCGCCGCCGGCCGCAGCAGCGCGUCGACCAUCGCCGCCGACAUGGAGACCGGCUCGCACGAGCUCACCGUCAGAGGGUACUCCGGCACCAAGGGGCGCGGCGUCGGCAAGUGCAUCACGUCCGCACCACCGUUCCAGGCCGGAGGACACCGGUGGCGCAUCCAGUACUACCCCGACGGCUACGACGAGGAGAGCGCCGAUUGGGUAUCCCUGUUUCUCCUGCUCGUCGUCGAUCAUGGAGCCAGGAGCAAUGGCAGCAACGGCAACGUCGAGGCAGUAUUCAGGUUCAGUUUGCUGGACCGGACGGGACAAGCCGUACCAUCGUACACCCUGACUAGCAAGAAGCAAGACUUCUCCACCCCCAAAUCGCACUCGUGGGGUUGGCCCAAGUUCAUCAAACGCAAGAAAUUGGAGGAGUCACCUCACUUCGAAGACGACACCUUCCGUGUCAGCUGCCACGUCACCUUCCACAAGAUCCGCACGGAGGAAUCACCUGCGCACUUCCUUCCAGCGCCUCCGACGGACCUGCACCGGCACCUUGGCGACCUCCUCGACAGCAAGGUGGGAGCGGACGUGAAGCUCAGGGUCGGGAGGGAGACCUUCACAGCGCACCGGAGCAUCCUUGCCGCCCGGUCGCCGGUGUUCAGGGCGGAGCUCUUCGGCUGGAUGAAGGAGCAGAGGGCCGCACAGGUCCGGAUCGACGACAUGGAGCCAAGGGUGUUUGCGGCCAUGCUCCGCUUCAUGUACACCGACUCUUUGCCCGAGAUAGAUGAAGGUGACAGAAGGGUGAUGGCCCAGCAUCUUCUCGUUGCGGCGGACCGGUACCGCAUGGAGAGGCUGAAGAUGAUCUGCGAGGACAUGCUGCACAACUUAAUCGACACCGGCACUGCGGCGACUACUUUGGCACUGGCUGAGCAGCACGGUUGCCAUCGUCUCAAGGAACGAUGCAUCAACUUCCUUAAGUAUCCUGGCAAUGCAAUGGCGGUCAUGGCGACAGAUGGCUUUGACCAUUUAAUGAGUAGUUGUCCCUCUCUUAUCAAGGACCUUCUGGCCAAGGUUUCUCCUUGA
Molecule: messenger RNA, 1092 nt
Organism: Panicum hallii
Lineage: Eukaryota; Viridiplantae; Streptophyta; Magnoliopsida; Poales; Poaceae
Product: BTB/POZ and MATH domain-containing protein 2-like
Exons: 1
Coding region: 1-1092 (363 amino acids)
Biological process (GO): protein ubiquitination
Molecular function (GO): protein binding
Source: RefSeq, a predicted model, not a curated record